Messenger RNA from Fusarium pseudograminearum CS3096, 1713 nucleotides. RefSeq lists its product as uncharacterized. Gene Ontology annotation, cellular component: plasma membrane. The record is from RefSeq and is a predicted model, not a curated record. Gene Ontology annotation, molecular function: ferric-chelate reductase activity. The coding region runs from base 1 to 1713 and encodes 570 amino acids. The transcript has 2 exons. Gene Ontology annotation, biological process: intracellular iron ion homeostasis; iron ion transport; copper ion import. NCBI's taxonomy places the organism in Eukaryota, Fungi, Ascomycota, Sordariomycetes, Hypocreales, Nectriaceae.
AUGGGUUGGCCAUGGGAGUUCCUCACUCUAACCGACGAUGAAAAACACCAACGUCGCCUAAGUCUCGAUAAAUACGCCUACAUCGCUCAUCUUUCUGCAUUCGUGCCAGCGCUUUUAUUCGUUCUCUUCCGUCUCAUCAACCGCGUCCGACAGAGCCGUAACAGUGGAUAUCAGCAAGUUCCCGGCUCACCCAGCGCCAAGGCGAACCGACAGAGAUGGAUCUCCAGAGUUAUAGGAAAAGGACCCAUGAUCAAGUGGUGGCUCGGCGAAGAUGUCUGGUUCAUGGGGAGUCACUGGGGUCAGCGUGAUGAGUGGAUUUUAGGUAUUGCGUGGACUGCUUGGUUAUUGGCCUUGAGUAUUCAUGGUACAGGAAAAGAUUAUCUUCAUCUCACGAAACGGCUUGGAAUUGUUGCGACAUCUCAGAUGCCUAUACAGUACCUCCUUGCUCUCAAGGCGAUCAACCCUUUUGCCUUUGUCCUCCGUUCAUCUCACGAGCAUAUCAACCGCUACCAUCGUGUACUGGGCCGUAUCAUCUACUUUCUCCUGAUUCUUCAUGCAAUUCUUUACAAUGUCUUCUUCAUAGAGUCAGCAAUAUGGCUCAAGCGUUUCUUCGCUCCUAUUGUCUUUGCAGGCGUUGCGGGCCUCAUCGUCAUGCAUGCCCUCAACGGCACAGCCAUGGCUCGUGUUCGACAGCAGUCAUAUCGAGUAUUCUUCAUCGUCCAUCUUCUUUCAGCUUUCUCUAUCCCGCCUUUGAUCUACUACCAUGCGCCAUCGUCGCGGUUCUACAUCGGUGAAGCAAUUGGCGUAUUCGUCGUGGACCUUGCUGUGCGAAAGAUGAUCACCAUCACAGCCCCUGCUGUCGUCGAGGCGAUACCUGGCACAAGCCUUGUCAAAGUAUCUGCUACUAUGCCCUCUCACAAGAUUGCCCAAUACGCCGCCCGUCCUGGAUCACAUAUUUACCUCAAUAUUCCUCCAGCCUCUCGUCCCGGCACUGGCCAGUUCUCUGCACCACAUCUCGUUUUUGAGUUUUUGUAUAAUCCAUUUACAGUAGCGUCCACGAACCAAGAGACGGGCGAACUGACCUUUGUUGCACGUACGAGGACCGGCCCCAUGACGAACCAGCUGCAUCACCUCUCUUCCAGCACCAGCAGUGGAGCGUCGGCUGAAAAGGUCGAGCUUAACAUUGAGGGUCCUUACGGUACUAUAGGAAAGACGUUCAGCGAUCUCAUUACAUCAAACAUAAACCGUGUACUCAUCGUGGCUGGAGGUGUAGGAGCGAGUUUUGCCGUACCGCUUUACCACGCUGUCAACGCGGAAAACUCCAUUGCACAUGUCCAGCUUAUCUGGGCCAUCCGCAGUGCCGGCGAUGCUACAUGGGCUUCCUCAACCCCUACCGGAAAGUCCAUUCUCGAUGAUGAUCAGGUGCAGCUAUUUCUUACAGGUGACAUGGGUGUUGCCAACGACAGUGAUAACGCUGCCGGUGUUGAGAUGAACGACAUGGCGCAACAACCAACUCGCCCUGCCGUACGAAACAACAAAAGACCAGAUUUCCAAAAGAUCGUUGAUGAUACGUUCCGAAAGUCGCAGCAAGAAAACGUUGCCAUUCUGGUCUGCGGCCCUACCGAAAUGGUCAGAGAACUGCGCAAGAGUGUCAUGCCUUGGGUGAUGAAGGGACGUAAUGUUUGGUGGCAUAAUGAAAGCUUUGGGUGGUAA